Messenger RNA from Dendronephthya gigantea, 1086 nucleotides. RefSeq lists its product as uncharacterized. Lineage: Eukaryota; Metazoa; Cnidaria; Anthozoa; Malacalcyonacea; Nephtheidae. The transcript is spliced from 5 exons. The record is from RefSeq and is a predicted model, not a curated record. The coding region runs from base 205 to 903 and encodes 232 amino acids.
AUUGCGGUGAAGAGAGCCGAAAUUGCGGUGAAGAGCGGUUGAAAUUUCUUAUUUUUUUGCCUGUUUUAAAGACACGGCUUCUGCGCGUGCGCCAGCCUGGGGACUCCACGUGAAGUUGAUAAUCCCCCGGAUUGUUCAGUCUAAAAACCAUGACCAGCCGACAAUUUAAGAAAGAAAUUCUCAAUCUUUCAAGAGCACUGAGUCAUGUCGUCGAGUAGAAAAGAAUAUUAUGCUAGUAGAGACGCCUCUAAAGUGUAUUUGUUGGGUUCUUUCCCUCGAUGGAGAGCGUUUAAGGAGCAGCAUAAAUUGAGAACAGACAAGGAUGUGGCGGAUAUGCUUCUUGACAGCUAUCUUGCGAUGAAUCGUAUAGUUUGCAAUGCAGAGACGCAAACCGAAACGGUAAUGGAAUCAAGGGAUAUGCCGCCAAGUACACCUUCCAAAUAUUUUUCUUCUCCCAUUAAAACCUCAACGCCAAGCGCGCGCUCAAAUCCGCGUCCAUUGUCUGCUUUGUCGGAUGUUAGAACAUCAUAUUCUAUCAGGUCGGGUCAGAGUGUGAUUUCUGACAGUCGAACAUUGACAGCCAAAGAUGAUAGUUCUGAUGAUGAAAGUGAUGAUGAUAAUGACAAUUUUGGUGAACACACUAUCCAGGCAGACCAGGUUUUGUCGGACGAUUCUCUUGAUGUAUGUCCCCCGGGUUUUGACGUGCCAUUACUGGAUGACUUGCUCAAUGUGACAAUCCGUGGACAUGAUGGAGAUGAGCCCACAGAAGAUGUUGGAACCCAACAACAACAACAGCAGCAACAUAAGACGACUCAACCAGAUAUAUCUCUACUGUGGAAGAAGUCAGUCCUGAAGAUGCAAUCAAGAAAGAAAAGUGUAUUGUGUUUACAGACACUCUUAUAGCUUUGAUAACAUCAUUACAUGGGAGUGUUUGUAAACGACAAGGAUGUGGCCGUGUGUUGAGCUAUAAGAAAACAUAUGUUGGAACAUGCCUGGUCGUAUCCUGGGGGUGUAGGUCUGGUCAUGUUGGAGGCAGAUGGGCAGCUCAACCCUCUUGCAACAAGAUUAAAGCAGGCAACCUCGUGC